Schistosoma haematobium is the source of this 732-nucleotide messenger RNA. Its product is annotated as Prefoldin subunit 6. Gene Ontology annotation, cellular component: cytoplasm; prefoldin complex. The coding region runs from base 154 to 531 and encodes 125 amino acids. The transcript is spliced from 3 exons. Gene Ontology annotation, biological process: chaperone-mediated protein complex assembly; protein folding. Gene Ontology annotation, molecular function: protein-folding chaperone binding. NCBI's taxonomy places the organism in Eukaryota, Metazoa, Platyhelminthes, Trematoda, Strigeidida, Schistosomatidae. The record is from RefSeq and is a predicted model, not a curated record.
AUUUGAACCAUUUGGACUGGCGCUGGGCUUGAUUUUCCGCGCGUUUGCAUAUUGUAUGUGCCUUUUCUGUACCUAAUUAGGCUCAUUGAUCCUUCAACUGAUCCAUACAGCUCUCCAGACAUCAAGUAAAUACUUCGUUACACAAAUUAGGCGAUGGAGCCUGUUUAUAAGCGAUUGAAUGCAGAAAUAGAAAAAGCACAAGGUAUCCAAAAAGAAAUACAGAAGAUUUUCCAGCUCCAUCGUCAGUUAUCUGCCCAACUUUCUGAAAAUGAAAAUGUUAUUGAAGACUUUGGAUUAUUAAAUGAAUCCAAUGCUAUAUACAAACUUGUUGGUCCAGUUUUAGUCAAACAGGACUUAUCUGAAGCUAAAGAAACAGUCAGUAAAAGGAUAAGCUACAUAACAUCUGAAAUAAAACGUCACGAUGACAGGAUAAAAGAACUGGAAAAACAGCAGGAGAAUUGCCGAGAACAGAUAAGCAAAUUACAACAAAAACUUCAACAAGAACACACAAAAGCGGCACUAAAGGCUUAGUACAACAGAAGACACAAAGUUAUGUGAAUGAUAAAACUCUAGAAUUUUCGCUACUUUUUCUGCUCAAAAAGAGUAUAAUCUGCAUUCAGUCUAGAAAACCGUCAUAAGUCUGCUAGUGUCAUCCUCAUUUUUUGUAUUUGUAGCGGAAAAAAACACUCGGGAAUCUGGUUUUUUGAUUACUACAAAAUUUCGAUGGAAAAA